Messenger RNA from Uranotaenia lowii, 586 nucleotides. RefSeq names its product partner of xrn-2 protein 1-like. NCBI's taxonomy places the organism in Eukaryota, Metazoa, Arthropoda, Insecta, Diptera, Culicidae. Bases 171 to 470 code for a protein of 99 amino acids. The transcript has a single exon. The record is from RefSeq and is a predicted model, not a curated record.
AAAAACAAGCAAACAAAACAUUUUGUUUACCUAUCCUGCUGCUGCUGCUGUUCUGAAAUAAAUUUAAUAGAAACAGUUUUACAAUUAAGCUGCCAAUUGUGAAUUCAUACCCAUAUAAAUAGAAUUGAAUUUAAACCGUGAAACCAUCCAGAAUCCAUCGUACCAGACAGAUGACUUUUGACGUGAACAAAUACCGUUCGUUCUACGAGUGCGACGAGCACUGGGAGCUGCGGAAGAUGUUCAUGGAAGCGCACAUGGAACGGUUCAGCGAAGACGAGCUGGUUUGUCUAGCCCAGGUUUUUACCAACGUCGAGUUUCUCGGGUGCCGUUAUCCGCCGGAAACGAUGUCACUGAUAGCCGAGCUGUCCAAAGAUGUGGUGGGGUCGUACAGGGAAUCACGACAGAACAAACUGAAACGAACCUUCGUGGCUGCUUCGGAUGCUGCAGCAUCUCGGUACGCGAAAAAGUGAAAAGGACAACUGGGGCACUCAAUUUCUAAGCACUGGCUAUUUUUCUGUUUGUGGACUAGGAUUAAAAGUAAUGUGAUAAAAAAUAAACAUCUUUUCUGAAUGGAACAUCGUUUAAA